CGGCUGCAUCAAUCGCAAAAUCGCGCGUGGUUUCCUGGGGAGGAAAUUACCUAUCUGCAACACUUUUGUUCUCUGGCGAGCUGCCUGUAGUCCAGAUGGCAGGCCAAAUGCUGCAGUUGAUUGAGGAGUAUUUUCCCCGUUUUUCUCAACGUUUGUUUGUCGUUUACAAACGGUACUGCCUUAUUGUGUAACUAUGAAGUUCCGUGAUGUCGAUGGCGUGAAAGUUUUUGAACCAACACUCGAUGAAUUUCAAGAUUUUGGAGGCUGUAUCAGGGAGAUAGAAAGACACGAUGCUGCGAAUGCUGGUCUUGCCAAGGUAAUACCACCCAAAGGAUGGCAAGCACGAAAGGACUACACGACCAUCAAAACCGGCGAAUUUUGUAUCCCUGCGCCGAUAUCACAAAUCUUUCAAGGUCGCCAAGGUUUAUAUGAACAAUAUAAUAUAUUGAAGAAAGCCACAACUGUGGAGGAAUUUGAAAAACUGGCGAACAGUGAAAGGUAUCAACCCCCAAAAGGAAACCAUACAGAACUUGAAAGAAAGUAUUGGAAGAAUAUUACAUAUAAAACACCUCUAUAUGGAGCUGAUGUAUCUGGUUCAAUAUUUGAUGAUGACGUACAUGCCUGGAAUAUAGGUUGUUUACCAAGCAUCCUUAAUGAUUUAGUCGAAGAAUAUAAUAUCAGAAUUCCAGGAGUGAAUACACCUUAUCUUUACUUUGGAAUGUGGAAAUCAACAUUCGCCUGGCAUACUGAGGAUAUGGAUCUGUUCAGCAUAAAUUACAUCCAUUAUGGUGCACCUAAGACCUGGUAUGUAAUCCCGCCAGAACAUGGUAAACGUCUUGAAAGGCUUGCUGCAGGAUUUUUCCCAGACAGUUCUGGCACGUGUUCAAACUUCCUUCGACACAAAAUGACGGUGAUGUCACCUCAAGUCUUGAAGAGAUAUUCUAUUCCUUUCACCAAGGUUGUCCACGAGGCGGGCCAGUUUAUGAUUACGUUCCCGUAUGCGUAUCAUUCUGGCUUUAACCAUGGUUUCAAUUGUGCUGAAUCGACAAAUUUUGCAUUUGAAAGUUGGAUUGAUUAUGGCAAGCUAGCGCAGCAAUGUGACUGCCAGUCAGAUUCCGUGAAGAUUGAUAUGGAUUUUUUUGUGAAGAAAUACCAGCCAGAACAAUGGCCGGAGUACAAAGCAAGUCGAAAGAGUGACUCGGAUUCAUCAAAUGAAGAUGACGUUCCAUUGAUUGAGAUAGCAAAGAAGUACUCAAAGAAAAUGAGAAAGUCUGGCAAAUUCAAAAGUUGAUAUUUGAUCCAAAAGUUGUGAUUUCAUUUCCAUUCUUGUACAUUACUAAAUUAUUUUUGGGUAUAUUUUUAUAAUUUAUUUUUCACCAAUGCAAUUUGUGUGACACCUUGUGAACACCCUUUAAUCCAUUAAUGUUUGUACUCAAGUGUUGACUAAUAUUUAUACGUGUUUAAAUUUUAACACACGAUGUAUUUAUAUUUGACAUGUUAUCAUAGAAAUUGUAAAUAUUUUUCACAAGGUCAAUAUAAUUCGACGUUAUCUGGGAGAAAAACUGAAAACUUUUUGUUUUUAAGAUCAUAAAUUGUUCACGAUAGCAAGGAUGACAGAACUUGGUGGAAAGGAAAGUUUUGUCUUGAAUUUUGAUAUACGAGGACAUUCAUGACAAGACGG
Molecule: messenger RNA, 1681 nt
Organism: Dendronephthya gigantea
Lineage: Eukaryota; Metazoa; Cnidaria; Anthozoa; Malacalcyonacea; Nephtheidae
Product: probable lysine-specific demethylase 4B
Exons: 9
Coding region: 194-1291 (365 amino acids)
Biological process (GO): chromatin remodeling
Cellular component (GO): nucleus
Molecular function (GO): histone H3K9 demethylase activity; histone H3K36 demethylase activity
Source: RefSeq, a predicted model, not a curated record